AUGACUCUUCGAAAAUCGAAGAAACACAAAUAUGUCUCUAUUGGACUCUUCUUUGUUUCCCUUGUCUUUAAAACCAGUGAUUCCAUAUUUCUGAGAUUAAAUAACUAUUUAUUUAAAAUUCUUAUUGUGGGAGACUCAGGAGUAGGGAAAUCAGCACUUCUUAAACAAUUCACACAAAGUUUUAAAAACGUGAUUCGAACGUGGAUUGAAGAAAUAAAAUCUGCAUCCGUCAAACCUGCAAAUUGUGUUUUGGUUGGCAAUAAAUGCGAUUUGGAGGGGAACGAAAGGGUUGUGCCCCGUGAGGAAGGAGAACUCUUUGCAAAAGCUCACAAUAUGAUUUACAUUGAAACAUCAGCUAAAAGUGGGGAGAACGUUGAAGAUCUCUUCCACCAAUCGGCCAAAGAAAUAAAAAAUGAUUUCGAUCGUGGAAUUCCUCUAACUUCAAAACCACAAGUCAAUAUUAUUAAAUCUCAUCCAACUGGAAAGCCUCUUUUAAAAACAUGUUGCAAUUAA
This is a messenger RNA of Octopus sinensis (East Asian common octopus), 513 nucleotides long. Its product is annotated as ras-related protein Rab-2-like. The transcript is spliced from 3 exons. The record is from RefSeq and is a predicted model, not a curated record. NCBI's taxonomy places the organism in Eukaryota, Metazoa, Mollusca, Cephalopoda, Octopoda, Octopodidae. Bases 1 to 513 code for a protein of 170 amino acids. Gene Ontology annotation, molecular function: GTP binding; GTPase activity.